This is a messenger RNA of Girardinichthys multiradiatus, 2246 nucleotides long. RefSeq names its product kinesin family binding protein. The transcript is spliced from 13 exons. Gene Ontology annotation, molecular function: protein binding. Bases 58 to 1971 code for a protein of 637 amino acids. The record is from RefSeq and is a predicted model, not a curated record. Lineage: Eukaryota; Metazoa; Chordata; Actinopteri; Cyprinodontiformes; Goodeidae.
UAUUACUCCAGUAGAUGGAGACAAAAAAUCUGUGUCAUACGGCCUUAGAAAACAAACAUGGCCUCCAUUAACAGCGUUGAGUGGAGAUCCAUUUGCGAAAAAUUCACCAACGCCCAACUUCUUACUGAAACAGAGUCGCGAAAUGACCCCGAAAACGACCCGUUCCGUUCCAAAUACAAAGCCAGGGAGUGUCUAAGAGAAAUCUACUGCUCGCUAAAGAGCUUCGAGGCCGGGGACGGAGAGGAAGACACCGGCGGAGACAACUGCGAGCAACGGCCCACAGACCAGCCAGUGGACGGCCAGAGGGAGGAUGCGUUCAGCCAGGGACUCAGCGGUGACUCUCCAGCCGGGAUGCGGGCAGCCAAGCUCGGGGCUGUGGAGUACUACCUGGGGGUUAAUCAUGUGGACACGGAGGAGCUGCCAGCCGGGCAGGAGCAUCUGAUGAACUGCUUGAAAAUGCUGGACAGAUGCAGGGUGUCCUCGGAGAAUGUAUCCCUGUUCAUCCAUGUCAGGAACCAGCUGGGCAUCCUUUGGGCCGGCCGUGAUGAGACAGAGACAGCUCAUGGCUUCCUGGAAACAGCGGAGUCCAUCUACCAACGCUACAUGAAGGAGGAUGGGAGGCCUCCAACUGACAUGACGGAGUACUUCAGUACGGAGGAGAACCUGCUGACACAUCAGGAAAGAACUAAGAGGUUUGAGUUGGCUUACACCCAUACCAUGUACUACCUUGCUCAAGUUUAUAGAAACCUUGGUGAAAAUGAGCGUGCUGCCACCUACUGCCACAGCACACUGCAGAGACAAUUACAGUUAAACCAGUUCAGUCCAAUGGAGUGGGCCCUGAAUGCUGCUACACUGUCUCAGUAUUAUAUCACAAAGGGCCAAUACAUGGAAGGCAGACAUUGCCUUGCAGCAGCUACUGUUAUAUCGGGUUUGGCUGGAGAGGUUCCCUCUGAAGCUGCCGCCCGAGAAAGUGAGUCAGAGAGUGAGCGCAGGGAGCAGCUCCAGCAGAAGAGAGCAGACAUCGCCAGAUGUUGGAUCAAAUACUGCCUCAAUCUCCUGCAGGAUGCCAAGAAGCUGCUGGAGGAUAACAUCGGUGAGUUGGAUACUGAUCGUCAAGAUGAGUUGAAGAGAGCAAGACGCCAGGAGGAGGAGGAGGAAGAAAAGGGCAGGAAGAGCGCUUUGCUGUUUGGAUCUGAGGAUACCUUUGAUUCUAUUGCGAGUGUGGAAGAAAAGGUGAUGUGUUUGUUGCCUUUGGGCUUCACUGAGGCCAGAGCUGUGUUUUUGGUGGGACAGAACUAUGUGAUGCAGGCUAAGGAAUACUUUCAAAUGGAUGGAUAUGUGACGGACCACAUAGAGAUUCUGCAGGACCACAGCUCUCUGUUCAGGGCCCUGGCCUUCUUUGAGGAAGAUCUGGAGCGUCGCUGCAAAAUGCACAAGCGAAGGGUUGACAUGUUGGAGCCGAUCUGCAACGACUUGAACUCCCGAUACUAUCUGCUGAUCCGCAGACAGCUGAUGUUUGAGCUGGCUGAGACCUACAAUGAAAUGAUGGACUUAAAGCUGACUCUGGCCAACAGACAAGCAGAUAACCAUUCCCUAGAUAGUCACACCAUUAAGAAAUUCAACCAUCUCUGCUCUGCCUCUGCUAAGUACUUCCAAAUGUUCCUAGAUUCUCUGUGCUCACCAGAAGGGAAGCAACCCGAACACCUGGAGGAGGAGGUGCUCAGACCAGCUCUGGUGGCCCGAUUCAGAGUGGCCCGACUUCACAGCAAACUGAUCAGCUCCUCACCCCCAGUUCAACUGGAAAACCUCAACAGAGCUCUGGAAAACUACAAGUACGUAGUGCAGUAUUGCGAGGCGCAUCCUGAAGCAGCCGCUGCUGUGGAGACGGAGCUGGAGCUGAGUACGGAGAUGGUUGGCCUCCUCCCUCUAAAAAUCAACCGUCUUAAAUCAAGGAUGGCUGCAAACAACUAAGGACCAAGUUUAAAUGUCGCUCUUCAUUGACUGAUAUAUUGCUUAACUGAUCUUGUUAACUUAAAUUAACCAAUCAAAAUGUAUCUUGUCACUGUUGAUGAACUCUCUGCAGUCAAAGAAGCCAAAAUGUAGAUUCUGAUUCUUGUUCUUUAUGUAUUUAAUUUGGUGAUUGCUUAUUUUUCUGUGCAUUUAGCAUGCUGCUUUUGAAUGCAUCUCAGCCUGUAACUGCUGCAAUGUGCUCUCAAUAUUGUGCAAUAAAUAUUGUGGUUAAUUCA